Molecule: messenger RNA, 2566 nt
Organism: Vicugna pacos (alpaca)
Lineage: Eukaryota; Metazoa; Chordata; Mammalia; Artiodactyla; Camelidae
Gene: DUSP18
Product: dual specificity phosphatase 18
Biological process (GO): peptidyl-tyrosine dephosphorylation
Cellular component (GO): cytoplasm
Molecular function (GO): protein tyrosine phosphatase activity; MAP kinase tyrosine/serine/threonine phosphatase activity
Source: RefSeq, a predicted model, not a curated record
CUCUGGGCAGGCAGUGUGCGCGGAGCCCGGAAGGCUGCCGACGCAGCAGGAUUGUCCCUCGGCGACUGCCGUGGUGCGGCCCGGCGCGUUGCCGUGGAGACUGGUUAGGAGAACUGAAGAGGGCUGCAGCGCGCUGAGCGGACCGUACUUCCUGGCUAGGAUUGCGGUGGUCCCCACGCGAUCGCCGGGCGGUAACCGGUUCUCCAUGGACACAGCCUAGCAGGAAGAUGCAGCCUUCAUGCCUCGUUGGCCGCUGACCUACCGGCCCAAUGACAGCAUCCCCGUGUGCCUUCCCGGUUCAGUUUCGGCAGCCCUCGGUCAGCGGCCUCUCACAGAUCACCAGCAGCCUGUAUAUCAGCAAUGGGGUGGCUGCCAACAACAAGCUCAUGCUCUCCAGCAACCACAUCACCACGGUCAUCAACGUCUCGGUGGAGGUGGUGAACACGGUGUACGAGGACAUCCGCUACGUGCAGGUGCCUGUGGCUGACACACCCGGCUCGCGGCUCUGUGACUUCUUUGACCCCAUUGCAGACCACAUCCACAGCGUGGAGAUGGAGCAGGGCCGCACCCUGCUGCACUGCGCCGCUGGCGUGAGCCGCUCAGCCGCCCUCUGCCUCGCCUACCUCAUGAAGUACCACGCCAUGUCCCUGCUGGAGGCCCACACGUGGACCAAGUCGUGCCGGCCCAUCAUCCGGCCCAACAAUGGCUUUUGGGAGCAGCUCAUCCACUAUGAGUUCCAGCUGUUCGGAAAGAACACAGUGCACAUGGUCAGCUCCCCUGUGGGAGUGAUCCCUGACAUCUAUGAGAAGGAGGUCCGUCUCAUGAUCCCACUGUGAGCCAUCCUGUCAGCCCCUGCGGCGAGGUCAGAUGUACAGAUCUGCCAUUGAUCCUACACCAAGAUUUGCCCUUAAAUGGUCUCCCUUUGUUGAUACAGAAAAACCAGACGAUGCCUUUAUACAGGCAAGAAGAAAGGAAGGGUGCUGCAGCUUUUAACCUGAUCAUUCCUAUCGUUAAAGAUUAAACUAAGUGUAAGAUGGUAAAGAGAAGUUUCCUACCCCGUGAGUGACAGCUUGUGGCUGCUGACCAGAGGGGGAGGGGGAGCCAGGUGGUACCCAGGUCAGAUGGGCCAGCACCCAGUGUGUAAGGCAGGCCUGGAAUCCUGCAGCUCUCCCCCCAGGAAUGAGUCCACCACAAUCUCAUCUCACUCUUUCACAUCUGAAGCCAGCCUUAAGCAUCACAUCAUCUCCUGUGCUUCCCACAGUAAGUGCCAACCUACUGGAUAAGUAGCCUUCAAGCGUGCUCUGGGAGCCCAAGGGGCCCCAUGCAAAGCCAGCUUCCACCUUCAACCACAGGGGCUCAACUCUGGUUUUCUACAUUGGCCUUACGCGUAAGAUAGUUUUCAAAAGAAGCAUUCCAUUAGAUACAAAUUUUUAAAAAACAUUUCUUUUUGAGCACUGUUGUACGUGGCAAGGUCCCCUUACCACCUUUUGGUUAAAGGUGACAUUAGUCUUUGUCUCGGGGCCCAUGUGGAGAGCGGGCCUGUCAUCAGGCUCCAGAGGUUCCCCUCACAGGCCUCGGCUCAGAAGGCUGGAGCUGCGGCCUGGAACCCAGCCUUGCCAGCUCCUGCCCGUGUGAUCUGGGGCCUCCUGGAGCCUCAGUUUCCUCACCCAAGCAGUGACAGCCCUUUUCCUCACAGGGUAGUCAUGAAGAUUCCAUGAUUCCUUAGCGCGGUGCCUGGUACGUGGCAGGUGCUUAGUGUAACCCGCAGCUCUCGUCACGAAUGAUGCUCUGACCCCGCUGGUCCAAGUCGGCAAGUCAUCCUCACAACAGCCUUUCCCCCAUCUGUGUAUAGCCCAUUACUGCUUACAAAAUGCUCUUCCAAAAAGUCAUCCUGCGUGGGAAAAAAGUGGUUUAAGGCCUUUCCAACUCUGCCUUGGAGGAGGCCUAGACCUCGAAGCCUCUUCAGAAUUCCCAUUAUGUUUCAUCCACGUGUGACCUGGGAACCGAGCUUCCCCCAAAGGGCCUUGUUUAGAUCGCUGAUCAUCAGAGCCAGCGAUGUGGCUGGGGUCCACAGGGUGUGUCCCAAAAGGACAAACAAGUAGGCCCUGCCAGUGGGCCGCAGAAUCCAGGAGUGUUCAUACCCCAGCCCCAGUGCCUGAGAAUCUGGGUCAAGACCAGCUCUUCUAAUCCAGAGAUUUUUAGAUGAACAUUAUACGGGCCAGACAAAAGCACAACUGCUCUGUGGGUCCAGAGCCCACUGAAGGCCAAAUGCUCCUUCUCUCCAAACCUAUCCCACCCCUACUUCCACACAGGGCCUGCCCAGGGCUGCAGUUUAAGGGUCGGGGGGAAGGAACAUCGCUGCUCUAGGCUGAUCUCAUUUGAGAGUUGAAUGAAUAAGCAGACCCACAAAGACCAGAGCUGGUGUGGCAGUGCACCCAUAAAGCAGAAGAAGCCCAUCUGGAGGAAACCCAGACGGGAAAUUUCUUUGAAAGCAUUUUUUUUAAAAAGCUUAUUUGGAUAUAUUUUGUUUCAGUUUUUAAAACUUUUAAAAUUAACAUACCAUAAA